This is a messenger RNA of Dentiscutata erythropus, 2320 nucleotides long. Lineage: Eukaryota; Fungi; Glomeromycota; Glomeromycetes; Diversisporales; Gigasporaceae. The record is from the annotation of a GenBank genome assembly.
AUGCGAAUAUUUCAUCAAUUUUUUCUAGUUAUCUAUUUAUUAGUACAAUGCAUAUGGAUUGGAAAUAUUGAAUGUGACCCCAAAUCUCCAAGAUUUGGUCAUGCUGCUGCUUUGAUAAAUAACAAAUUAUAUAUAUAUGGAGGUAGAAUAAUAAAUCCACUUUCAUCACGAACAAAUCCAACAGAAAGUUUGACACAGAAGGAUGAUAUUAAUGAAUUAAUAAUGUUGGACUUAUCAACUUCAUUCGAUUCUUCAAACCCUAACUUUAACGUUAUUACUCCUAGCAAUGCGCCAAAUAUUUCUUUUCAUGGUAUGUCGGCGGGAGGUUCAAAUAAUCAAUUGAUGGUUGUAUGGGGUGGUGAAACAACAAAUUCCACGACUUCCAAUUCAUUGUUAUAUUUUGACACAACAUCUCAACAAAUGAUGCCACAAGAUUCUUCGAAUGCGCCUAUCGGAAGGAUCGGCCAUUCAAUGGUUACAGGGAUCAAUAGUUCUAUGGUCUAUAUAUUUGGCGGAUACGGUGGUUCAGGUAGUUCUUCUGAUCAGAUAUUGGGGUCAACACAAACACCGGGUACUAUUUAUAACAAUAUGUAUGGAUUGGAUACAUCGAAUUCUGUUAGCAUUAAUUUUAUACCCGAACAGCAGAGUACAGCUCCAGGAAGAGUACAACAUUCAGCUACAAUUUUGAGUAAUGGAAAAAUUUAUAUAGUUGGUGGUCUUAUUCUUUCUAGUAAUGGAGGACCUUUAGCCUUAGCUUCUAUGUCUGAUAUAGAUAUUUUUGAUACCAUAGCUAGCAGUUGGAAUAAGUCGACAGUUACAAAUUCACCUCCAGAUCGAAGACUUCAUGGAGCUGUUGGAACAUCUGGCAACAAGAUUAUAAUUUUUGGAGGAGCGAAUCUUACUUUACAAAAAUAUAAUGAUAUUGCAGUAUUAGAUACAUCCAAUGACGCUUUAUCUUGGACUAUACAAAAAUCAAGCGGAACUCCACCCUCACCUUGCUAUUCACAUGGUUUUAUUUUAGCAGGAAACAAUGCUAUUGUUGCAUAUGUUGGUUUUAAAAUUUCACCAAAUAAUGACGCUGAAAAAAUUUGUAUGAUUAUUUUUUCAGGAAAUGCCGAUAACUUUACAAAUACGAAUAUUUUCAUAUUAGACAUAACAAGCUACACUUGGAAAACUCAAUACAAUCCUCAAAAUCUUCCACCCCCCAGUAACUCCAUAACGAAUUCCAAAACGAAUUCCAAUCAAUCUAAAGCAAUUAAUAUUCCCGCCCUUGUAGGCGGAAUAGUUGGUGCUAUAGUAUUGGCUGCUGCAAUUGCUGGAUUGAUAUUUUGUUUAAUUAGACGACAAAGAAAAAAACAACCUUCGUUUAUGACGACACAAUAUGAUAGAACUCAAGCAGCAGCACCACCAGUUAUGGGUCCUGCACCUGUAAACGAUGAUUUACCACCAACUAUACCACCAUUUACAGCUAGUUUUCAAAAAGAUGGAAGCCUUGGUAGUGAUACAAGAGUUCUUAAUUCAGCUGAUCAACGUUCUUCUUUCGCCAGUUCACAUAGUCUAUCUAAUAGAUCAUAUGGUGAACAGUUGGAUACUGGAUAUAAAUCUGGUGAAUAUUUAUCUAAUUCUGUACCAAUUCAUUUUGAGGAUAAUCAUUCACAACAAUCAUUAAAUAUGCAAUCAUAUUUACCAGAAAAUUAUUCAACACAAACAUAUCCUCCACCACCAGAAACAUAUCCUCCAUUACCAGAAACAUAUCCUCCAUUACCAGAAAAUUAUCCAUCACAAACAUAUCCACCACCAGAAACAUAUCCUCCACUACCAGAAAAUUAUCCAUCACAAACAUAUCCUCCACCAGAAAAUUAUCCAUCACAAACAUAUCCUCCACCAGAAAAUUAUCCGACUACGCCAUUAUCAAUAAAUACUAAUUUAGCGCAAGAACAUUCUUCACAAAGUGGAUUUUAUAAUAUACAAGGACAAUCGUAUAAACCACCUUCACAUUCAUCUCAAGAGAAUUUAUAUCGUCCUGAUAAUAGAUCGUCAUCACCAACCCAAGUAACACCAGAAGGUGAUAGUAAUGAAGGUGUUGGGUUUAAAAGUCCUUUAUUUAGAAAUGAAACAUUGUCACCACUAGCGGGUACGGCAACAACGAUACCCAGUGAUUCUAGACCACUUAGUUUAAGAACUGCAGCUAGAAUGAGUCAACCUAUAGGUGGAACAAGUUCAGUUGUACAACCUAGAGGACCUAGUAGUAGUAAUGAAGUGAGAGAUGAUACACCAAAAGGUCGACUAUUUGUUUCAAAUCCUGACCUGGAUUACGAAA